GACCCUCUCUUUUGGGUCUUGGAUGAUCCAAACCCAAAACCCAGCGAGGCGCGUGUGGCAACAUUAAGGUCGUUCCACUCUCAUUUCUCACUCUCUCUCUUUGCUACCGUCACCGAACGCAGGGGUCUCUCUCCUUCAAAGCACAAGCAAGGUAUGGGAGCCAGAGGAGUUAUCACUGAUAAAUGGUCCAUGAGGGUUCUCUGGGCCUGUGCAAUUGGAAGUGCUAUAAGCCUGUAUUUUGUUGCUGCUGAAAGGCAAGCACAGAACAGGGAACGGAUGUUAGCUGAAAGUUUAAAGGCCAUGGAGGAAGAAUCACACAAUGCUGCAGAUGCUUGAUUGUUGAUAUUAUAGGCAUUAACUAUUUUAGAACUUUCAGAUUUCCCAAGCUCUCCUUUUUAACAUUUUGACCAUUGUAUGGAUUAUGUAAAAAGUUUUGUUUUCAGAAUCGAGAUCAGGGGGUUCCCCGUUGACCAGAAUUCAAUAACUGAUGAGGAUAAGAAUGUAUAAGAGGCUGUAGAGAUUGAUCUCUGCAGGGGAGUACAUGUUCAAUUAUGAGUCUUUCUCAUGUGAUGUUAUAUUU
Molecule: messenger RNA, 580 nt
Organism: Rosa rugosa (rugosa rose)
Lineage: Eukaryota; Viridiplantae; Streptophyta; Magnoliopsida; Rosales; Rosaceae
Exons: 3
Coding region: 154-336 (60 amino acids)
Source: RefSeq, a predicted model, not a curated record